Molecule: messenger RNA, 482 nt
Organism: Cladocopium goreaui
Lineage: Eukaryota; Dinophyceae; Suessiales; Symbiodiniaceae
Source: the annotation of a GenBank genome assembly
AUGGGUGACUUGGUGGAAGCUCAAGGAUGGUGUGUCACAUACUCGGACCUGGCGUUCUUGCGGCAAGAGGUCCGCGAGGCGCUUGAAAGUGGCCAGAUUCAGCUGGAGAAUGAUGAUGCAGAGCAUGCGGAGGAUGAGGCCUAUGGGCCCAGCAUUUACGCAGAACAAUACAUCAAACCCGUGACGCUGCAAGCGGGCAAGGUUAGCUGGGCCUUGAUGCAACAUCCAGAUGGUUUGGACUGCGACCUGUUCAUCAGCCAUGCCUGGCAAGAAGGUUUCUUUGAAUUUCUGAGCAAGGUGACGUACAGCUGGCCCUGGGGGUUGCGAACUGCUUGGUGCUGCAUGUUGGCGAAUCCGCAGAACUUGAACAUCUCAUCGUUUUUGGAGUCCCCCACUAGUUCGCCCUUCGCAGUGGCGUUGCGCGCCUCUAAAGUCAUGUUGGUGGUCCCAAACCGACAUCAAAGUGUCUACACGCGGCUGUG